Molecule: messenger RNA, 1656 nt
Organism: Oikopleura dioica
Lineage: Eukaryota; Metazoa; Chordata; Appendicularia; Copelata; Oikopleuridae
Source: the annotation of a GenBank genome assembly
AUGAGUGUCAGGGAUCCUAUCAAGGAAAGGCUGAAUUUCCUUAAUCAACAGCUACAAAAAAUGGAAAGUGAAGAUGAGGCUAAGAGAGUCGAAUCUGAACGAAGGAGGAAGCGGAAGGAAGGCAAACCUAUGGACCCUCGCGAUCCGAGAGCAAAAAGAACGAUUUCUCCACAAGUGAAUCGGCCGGUAAAGCCUGCACCGAAAGAAGAAUUUCUUUUCCGAAAGGCCCAUCCAAGAAUGCAGAAGCGCAUAUUCGCUCCUGCUCCUUUUGAAAUGAAGCAGGAAGUCACGAAGACGGUUGUCCAUCCUUUUGCGGAUGAUGUUAACCUGGAUGAUGAAAACUUUGAUGAAGAUGGUGAUUUGAUAGGAAUUAUCAGUGACUUCUCGUCUACAAACAAAUCAACUCAUUAUCGUGAAACAUUCAAAAUCCCAGGGGAAAUCGAUGAGGAGGCUCCGAGCUCAUCGACUGGCAUCGUCAAUCCUUUCACUGUAGCUGACCAGCUUGCUGCUUUUAUGCGUCCAAAAAUGACAAUGCCGAGCGAAUUGGCAAUUAAACCUGAUGAACUAGAUCUUGAAUUGAAUGGAUACAAUCAAGAGCCAUUCGCUCAACAUCUGAUAGUUAAUGUGCAGGGAUAUUACUGUAAGGUGUGUGAUAUGUUCUUCUGCGAAGACGAAGAGCCUAAAAAGAGGCAUAGUUCUUCAAGAGAACAUUAUGAACAAGUGGCAAGGCGGCUUCGCGGCACUGCAACUCGUUCUCCCCCUGAAUCGUUCACCGCCCCCUCUGCGGAUGUCAAACAAGAAGUAAACGCUGAAGUACCAGCUCCGUACUUGCCCCCGCCACCUGCUUUUGUAAAUCGUCCUGCUCCACUAGUUUCUCCCUCAAAAGCAGAGAGGCCAGUCAAGAGAGAAUGGACACCAGAUAAUCGAUUUAUUCAACGGCACACACCGCAACCAAUGGUUCCGAAAUAUGGUCAACAAGUAGAUCCUAGAGGGCCAAGGCCAGUGGCCAUAGAACUUGGACCACCACCGCCAAGACAAUUUACAGAUAGAAAUCCACCUCCGAGACAGUUCUCGUCCGCACGGGCUGUGCGACCGCGUUAUGAUAAUCCGAACACUCCUGAUCGUCUUAAUAAUGCUUUGAAACGAGGGAACUUUGAAAAUUUGCCAAUAUUAACCUACGAAGAUCUUCAAUUCAACAUGCGUAUACGAGGAAUGCCGGUAGAUGGUGAAAAAGAACUACUUUUGCAAAGACUGAAAGUACUAUUGCAACUUGAGGACCGGAAUAGAAAUGCAAGGGGAUACUUUUUAACGCAAAUUUUUGAGCGAAAUGUAGAAGGAAGAAAAUUCGAGUGGCUCCAGAAAGACAAAUUGGAGAAAAUUUUAUUGGAAAUUCAAGGAGUUGUUGCUGUCAUCAAUAUUGAGCGACGAGAGGAGAAAAACGAAAUCGUCUGGUUCGUUGUUUUGCUUACAACUUUCCCAGUCACUCACGAACUCAUUGCUCCCGAACCUCUUGUGCGUCGAUAUCAGAGUAUACCUCUUCGAGUUUGUCCUUACAAAAACCUCCUUGCCUUGAUGGACCCUCCAAAGAAACCAAUGACCGCGGUGAACCGACACUUCACGCCAAAGACAGAAUGCAACUAUGUAGCUGUCGACUAA